Messenger RNA from Plutella xylostella (diamondback moth), 1823 nucleotides. Its product is annotated as UDP-glycosyltransferase UGT39B1. Gene Ontology annotation, molecular function: UDP-glycosyltransferase activity. NCBI's taxonomy places the organism in Eukaryota, Metazoa, Arthropoda, Insecta, Lepidoptera, Plutellidae. The record is from RefSeq and is a predicted model, not a curated record.
GUUAUUAUUUGUUAGAGUUUAGCGACUGUUGGUCGUAGUCGUAUGUCUCGCGUUUAGUUAUCUAAGUUAGAUAAUAUUUUAGUGAUUAGGUAUUGAUUAGUUUAGUGAUUAAAUUUGAUGUAUUAAGAGUGUAUCUGAUCAUUUUACUGUGGAGUUUGCACGGAAAAUGAUCGCGCUACUCCUCCUCGUCCUAGCUUUAUCCUCCCACAAUGAAGCAGCCAACAUCCUGUACGCCAUCCCGUUCACGUCCAAAUCCCACAACAUAAUGCUGCGGCCUAUAGGCUUGGAGCUGGCGCGCCGAGGGCACAACGUCACCAUGAUCACUGGCUACGAGGAGUUCGACACUCCGCCCAACUUCCACCAGGUCGUCGCUGAUAAUACCACUAUUUGGGAGGCCACUGGCACCGGCCGACCGAACGUGUUCACCACAGUGGACAACUCACCCGAAGAGUUCCACCAUCAGCUGCUAUGGAAAGGAAACCUGGCCCAGACCGAGAUCUCACUCAAGUCACCAGAAGUGCAAAAGUUCCUUCAGAAAGACAACCAAUACGACUUGGUCAUAAGCGAGUUAUUCUUCCAAGAAGCCACGUACAUGCUCGCACACAAAUACAAUGCACCCCUCAUUCUAGUGACCACCUACGGGAAUUGUAUGAAGCAUAACAUGCUGGUCAGAAACCCGUUACAACUGGCUUCGGUAUUACCAGAGUUCAUCAAAGUAGAAGAGCCGAGUUCAUUCUGGGGCCGUCUGCGGUCGUUAUACUUCACUUGCUACGAUUACGUUUGGUGGCGCUACUGGUAUUUGAACAAGCAAGCUGAGCUGGCCAAGAAGUACAUUCCGAAUUUGAAAGAGCCAAUGCCGAGCCUGAUCGAGAUGCAAAGGAAUGCGUCGCUGGUAUUGGUCAAUAGCCAUUUUACGUUCGAUGGACCGAUGGCUCUAUUGCCGAACAUUAUCGAGGUGGGAGGACUGCACUUCAAGGAAAGCACUAAACCGUUGCCGAAGGACCUGCAAAAAGCCAUGGACAGUGCGAAGCAUGGCGUCGUCUACAUGAACUUCGGUUCUAACGUCAGAAGCUCCGAGUUAUCCAAGGAGAAGAAGGAUGCAUUCCUCAAAGUGUUCGGCCAAUUGAAACAAACAGUAUUGUGGAAAUGGGAGGAGGAUGAUUUGCCUAACAAACCCGAUAACGUGAUUAUCAAGAAAUGGAUGCCGCAGAAGGAUAUUCUUUCACAUCCCAACGUCAAAGUGUUCAUAGCGCACGGCGGCCUAAUCGGCAUGCAGGAGGCCAUCUACCACGGCGUGCCCGUGCUAGGAGUACCCAUCUACGGGGACCAGUACAACAACCUGCUCACAGCCAAGCAGCAGGGCUUCGGCAACAUCCUCGACUACCACGACAUCAACGAGCAAAACAUCGCCGCUCUCCUCCACGACAUGCUGAAAGACCGCUCCUACAAAGAUAAAGCCGAGGAAAUAUCACGCAGGUUCCUAGACAGACCCGUAAGUGCUCUGGAUACGGCCAUGUUUUGGAUUGAAUAUGUAAUACGGCAUAAAGGAGCGGAGUUUAUAAAGAACCCGGCGGCUCGGCUGAGCUGGAUCGAGUACAAUAUGCUGGAUGUGUACGCCUUUGUUCUCGCCAUUGCCGCCGCGGCUGUUCUAGCUAUAGUCAAAGUCGCUGUGGGACUGCAGAAAGUUUUCACACUCAGCAAGAUUGAUUCGCGGAAGAAGAAACAUCAUUAAUUUUAAAAAUAAUUUCAAAUAGCUUUAAUUGAAUAUUGAAUGGUUUGUUGAGAAAAAAAAAUGUUUUUAAUAAAAAGGAGGUAACAAACAA